Molecule: messenger RNA, 2724 nt
Organism: Athalia rosae (coleseed sawfly)
Lineage: Eukaryota; Metazoa; Arthropoda; Insecta; Hymenoptera; Athaliidae
Product: mitochondrial basic amino acids transporter
Exons: 4
Coding region: 950-2221 (423 amino acids)
Biological process (GO): mitochondrial L-ornithine transmembrane transport
Cellular component (GO): mitochondrion
Molecular function (GO): high-affinity L-arginine transmembrane transporter activity
Source: RefSeq, a predicted model, not a curated record
UUACGAUAAAAAAAAAACAAACAAAUAACACGAUUAUUAAUUCGACGUGCAUCGAUUAGAAAUUCUUUUUGACGUGAAUUCGUCUUCGAAAUUGCUUUCAUAGUGGGAGGCGAUUUGAAAAACGAAUGAUAACAAAAUCGGGAGGAUACAAUUUAGUGUCGCAGCUAAAUAUCUAUCAUCUCCAUUGGAAAUUUAAUUACACCCCUGGACAGCUAAGGGUUCAGAGAAUUCAUUAAGCCAAGUGAGGACUGCGACGCAUGGCGCGCGAUGCAAGGGAAAGGGAAAUAUUUUUGUAUAAAAAAUAUCAUCCGUUACGUAAACUUAUUCGCGAACAACACACGGCCGUGUCUUCGACGCAGCCACACCCCAUUUUUUUUUUUUUUUUUCCUCGUAACUCUCGGGAACAAAAUUUGUCGAUGAUAACUUUUUAUCUGCGGACGUUGGGUCACUUUCGUUUCAUUUCGACCCGGUUGAAAUCGGUUCAGCAGGAUUCAAUGAAUCCGUUCGAUUAAGUUUAUACACUCAUUCGCGCUGUAUCAGUAAGCAAACAUAAUUUAUUAAGCCAUUUAGAUAAGUCGAGGGAUGGUUGAUGGCUCGUUGCUUACGUACAUGUUCCACUGUGGCCUGAAGAAGAUUAAACGUUGUUUGUAUUCUUCUGAACGACUCGUUCGAGAUGUUGAACAUUAUGCGAAUUUGCUGGAAAGAGCCGCAUUCGAGAAGUUGUUGGCGAAAUAAGUGAAUUGAAGCAUUGAACGUUCCGGAAGCGGACAAGCGUACAUCGACGUUUCAUGGAUUCCGAGCUUUUAUUCGUAACGCUCACAGUCCCUGCCGCUAGCCAGCACGUGACUUGCAGAUAUUCCAGAUCGCAAUCAAGAAAUUCAUACCUCGAGACCGCGCGAUCGAGCUUCCGAGAGAGAGUUACGAAAGAAGGAAAUCCUCAAGGCCCAAAAUGGCCCUCGACUUUGCAGCUGGCUGCCUGGGAGGGUGCGCCGGUGUUAUGGUGGGAUAUCCUCUGGAUACCAUCAAGGUACACCUGCAGACGCAAGAUUACCGAAACCCAAAGUACACGGGAACGUGGCACUGUUUUCGCACCAUCCUGGCCCGCGAUUCGAUGGCGGGUCUCUACCGAGGAAUGUCUUCUCCGAUGGUCGGUGUGGCUUUUGUUAACGCGAUAAUUUUCGGCGUCUACGGUAACACUCAGAGAAACUUUUCGGAACCCGAUGCUCUGUAUUCCCACUUACUUGCUGGAGCUACAGCGGGCAUAGCACAGAGUCCAGUUUGCAGUCCCAUGGAACUGGCGAAGACCCGUUUGCAAUUACAAUCCGCAUCCAGUGCAGCGAAAUAUUCCGGUCCCAUGGAGUGCCUCAGGUACAUUCACCGGAAAGAAGGAUAUCGGGGUACCUUCAAGGGAUUGGGAAUGACUUUUUUAAGGGAAGCUCCUGGUUUUGGGAUCUAUUUUUUGACCUACGAAGCACUCACCAGAUCGAACUCACCCACGCCAAUUUCCACCUUCCAGAUGUUAAUGGCCGGCGGAUUGGCCGGAACAGCUUCAUGGAUAAUAUCUUAUCCGAUGGACGUGAUUAAAUCGCGUCUUCAGGCUGAAGUCACCGGUAAAUAUUCCGGGGCUAUGGAUUGUCUGCGUCAAUCGAUCAGCGCUGAAGGUUACGCGUGUUUGUUCAGAGGUUUGAAUUCCACCAUCAUCAGAGCGUUUCCGACGAACGCUGCUACAUUCGCGGUCGUUACCUGGACAUUUCGGUUACUCGGUGAGGCACCUACGCCCGCACCCGAAGUAAAAAAGCAGCCGUCGGUGGCCCACAAAGAACCCGCUCGCAGAUUAUCAAAACCAGAAAACGGCUUACUCACGCAGUGGCAGACAGCGGUGACAAACAUGGUCACGGACGCGCACAAUUCCAGAUCAUAUUCGACCCUCUCGGCGGUUGGAUUUGACAGUAAUCUUCCAGGACCGUCGAGUCUGGCCGUUGCUCACGAGCAGAUCGUUGAGUCUAAGAAAGUCGUGGACGGGGAACCGGGCGACACGACGGACGAACAAAAGUAUCAACGUUUAUCGCAAGAGGUUCAGGAAGGAACUCAACAGAACGAUCAGAAUUCGUGUACAAAGGAUGAGAGCGGUCAAGCGGCCAAUCCUAGCACUGGACUCGAAUUGGUAUUUGUUGUUGAUCGCUUGAGCGCACCUUUCGAAGAACUUGAAAAAAACUCGUGAUCCCCGAUUCCUCGAAGUGGUAACGGUGCGCGAUGUCACGCGAAAACAAAUAAUAAUAAUAAUAAUAGUAAUAAUAGCGAUGAAAAGAACUCUGACGAUAUUGUAACGUAAUCGGUAGUGACGAGAAAUCUUAUUUGAAAAAUCUCAAGAACUCGAGCGAUUCGUUAAGCGAGAGAAUUUGUCAUCUCCCGGUUUUGCCGUCGUCUUUCUAUCACGAAAAACAAGGAUUUUGAGGAGCGUCUGGCCGAGGACUGAUGAUUCCGUCAACGGUCGGUCAGACAGAUCAGUGUGUAGUUUGGAUUGAAAAUUUUACUGUGCAAAGUAAUCGAAGUUCUAUGUACUCCUCUUCAUAUGUAGAUGUAAAUAUAUUUACAGAACAGUUAAACGUAGUGAAAUACGUAUAUCGAAUAGGAAUAUAUUUGUGCAAUUGUAAAAAGCGCUCGGUGAUAAUUAUACGCUCAAAUGUAAAUCCGUGAAAAAUAUAGUCGCUAAUUUUUUCAGCA